GGCCCAGCGCGGGACACACGCUGACACACGCAGCCGCAUUCCUGUACAGGCUCGCCUGCGCCACGCCUUGGGGCGCACGACGCAGGCAGACGCUCGGUCCGCUUGUCGUCUUUGGACAGACGUUCCGGCUGACGCGCAAAAGUCAACUUAAAAAAAAAAACAAAACAAAAAAAAACAUCUUCCCACGUCUUCCAGAGCGCCGCCGCCAUGGACGGAGGAGGUUUGUCGGAGAAAGCGGUGCGGGACGCCUGCAAGGACGGAGAUCCCGCCACCAAGGACUACAUGAUGCAGCAGACCAUGCUGAGGGUGAAAGAUCCCGCUCGCUCCCUCGACUUCUAUACGCGAAUCCUCGGAAUGACGCUGCUGCAGAAGAUCGACUUCCCGUCGGUACACUUCAGCCUUUACUUCCUGGGUUUCGAGAACAAGGCCGACAUUCCGUCUGACAUCCGGGAGAGGACGGCCUGGACUUUUUCCCGACGAGCCACCUUGGAGCUUACCCAUAACUGGGGCUCAGAGUCGAACGCAAGUUUGUCUUACCACAAUGGAAACAGCGACCCCAUCGGCUUCGGUCACAUUGGCAUUGCCGUGCCCGACGUCGGCAUCGCUUGUCACUUGUUUCAAUCUUUGGGCGUCAGAUUCAUCAAGAAACCGCACUCUGGCAAGAGGAAAGGUCUGGCCUUCAUCCAGGAUCCCGACGGCUACUGGAUCGAGAUCUUCACUCCGGACAAGAUGGCGGCCUUGAUGGCGCCUUGAUGCCGAUCUGCUGACGGAUUCCAGAAUGUGGUGGCAAACGGCCGCCCGUUUGUUUAUUCUUACCCCGGUUACAAGUCGUGGCCUUUCAAAGCUCAGCCCCAACGUCUCUUUUGGAUGUCUUGACGUGUCAAACGAGGUGAUGUCAUCACCAAGCAGCGGUGAUCCCGUCAUCCUACGGUGGAGGCGACGUCAUCGUGAGAGGUUUUUGUUCUGAGCGAGGUUCUUUUUUUGGGGGGGGGCAUGAUGUUUGUGUGAAUGUUUCUUUUUUGGCCUAUGACAAUAUAUUUGGCAAGCAUAAGAGUUUUUCUGGCAUGUGGGGAAAAUUGUCUCGUGAGUUUUUGGGCGAAUGUGAGCGAUUCUUCGUGUCAAGAGGUUUUUUGGCACGUGUGAGAGGAUAUCAAGUUGGCGGCUUGUAACUGGGAAAUCAAUUCCUUGCGUGUUUGACAUACUUGGCCAAUAAAUCUGAUUGUGAUCCUCUAAGAA
Messenger RNA from Hippocampus zosterae (dwarf seahorse), 1236 nucleotides. RefSeq names its product lactoylglutathione lyase-like. Bases 208 to 753 code for a protein of 181 amino acids. Lineage: Eukaryota; Metazoa; Chordata; Actinopteri; Syngnathiformes; Syngnathidae. The record is from RefSeq and is a predicted model, not a curated record. Gene Ontology annotation, molecular function: metal ion binding; lactoylglutathione lyase activity. The transcript is spliced from 6 exons.